AUGGAGGCUGAGCUCAAUGAGUUCUUUGCGGGCUCAUUCCCCGAUGGAAUCCCUAAGGAUAUCCUCGGCGAACUUCUUUCCAUGACACGGGUGCACUCGAUCACCGCCGAGGAGCUCUUCUACAAAUGGGAGUCUUACAGUAUGAAGAUGGGCGAGGGGGUGAAAUUGUCGAUGACCACCGUGAGAGGCUUCAAGCAAGAUGUCCAAGAAGCCCUGGAACGCGACAGUCGAGACAAGGCGAGUCGACACACUGAGAAACGCGGCGGAAACACAGCGACCCCGCGCGCACCCGCGGCCGGCGGCGAUAUGUUUGGCAUGUUCGACCAAUUGACACCAAACGCCUCGAAUACCCGGACUGUGACUGUGAAUGGAAUUGGAUCAGCAAAGCGCAAGGCCGAGUUUACUUCGCCAGCGACACCCAAAGUCAGCAAGUUCGACAAGCUUGCAUCGCAGGCCAUUAAGACGCCAACGGGAACUCCCGGUGAGGGUGUACAGGCCAUUGCAUUCGCCGAACGACCAAAUGCCGGCCAGACGGUAGAGACCCUCAACGCACACCUCUCCCUGCCAGAAACCCCCAUGGCGCCAUUCUCCGAAGCGCGUAUCAAGCCCACAGCAAACACAGAUCUCAAGAAAUUCGGUUAUAAACCGAUGGGCAUGAAGUUGUCAGAAGCAUCGGAGAUCCUCGAUGAUCGCAUUGAUGAAUUUGCGACAAUCUUCCAGGAACAAUACAAUUCAGACGAGAUCACAUUCGGAAGUGCGGCCACUCAAAGCACCAGCGAGAUCAUUGCAGUUGGGCGAAUUGCAUCGGAUGCCCUCGAAGGAAAACUCAAUGCAGCUUCCCUUGUACUUGAGACUUCGCGCCGGACAGGAGCCGGCAGGCGAGUUCCUUUGAAGGUGGACUCGGUGGCAUCGGUGAACUUCUUCCCUGGCCAAAUUGUGGCUUUGCGGGGAAUCAAUCCCUCGGGUGAAUAUUUUACAGUAAAAGAAGUGCUGCCAAUGCCUCUUCUCCCACCAGCGGCGUCCCCGGCAGUGGCACUUGAGAACAUAAACGAGCGACUCAAUGGAGAUGCCAAUCCUCCACUGAACGUCAUGCUUGCAGCAGGCCCCUAUACGACUGAUGACAACCUGGACUUUGAGGCAUUACAUGAACUAUGUCAAAAAGCAGCCGAAAAUUACGCGGAUAGUGUUGUGUUGAUGGGUCCAUUUUUGGACAUUGAGCACCCUCUUCUCGCAUCGGGAGAUUUUGAUCUACCAGAUAUCAAGGGAAUUGACCCGGACACUGCCACUCUCUCUGUUUUAUUCCGACACUGCAUCUCAACACCAUUGGCACGACUCGCCGCAGCCGUGCCAAGUAUUACAAUCGUGAUGGUCCCGUCUGUCCGCGAUGCUCUCAGCCGACACGUCUCCUGGCCCCAAGAGCAACUUCCCAGGAAGGAAUUAGGUCUGCCAAAGCAAGUCCGUAUGGUCUCCAACCCCGUCACAUUAUCAUUCAAUGAGGCUGUCAUCGGCAUGUGCUCCCACGAUGUGCUCACUGAGCUCCGUCGUGAAGAGGCUCUACAUGGCCGCCCAGCAGAAGGCAAUUUGCUCACCCGUCUGCCCAAAUACCUCGUUGAGCAGCGUCACUUCUUCCCGCUGUACCCUCCAACUGCCCGAGCAAAUCUCCCCAAGCCAGCUUCUGAAAACAGCAUCGCCACAGGCGCCAUGCUGGAUCUGCCCUAUAUGAAAUUGGGUGAAUGGUGGAACGUUCGACCGGAUAUCUUGAUCGUACCGAGUAUGCUGCCACCAUUUGUCAAGGUUGUGGACAGCGUGCUGGUCAUCAACCCAGGCACCCUCUCCAAACGUCGUGCGGCAGGUUCCUACGCCCAACUGGCCAUCCACCCUCGCCUGGUAGCAGAAGACGAGCGCGAGGAGAAGCAGCUGAGCCACAAGUUAUAUGAACGAGCUCGGGUCGAUAUCAACCGAAUCUAA
Messenger RNA from Penicillium salamii, 1968 nucleotides. The record is from the annotation of a GenBank genome assembly. NCBI's taxonomy places the organism in Eukaryota, Fungi, Ascomycota, Eurotiomycetes, Eurotiales, Aspergillaceae.